GUUUUUGGCUCUCUCGAACUGCGAAUUCCGAAGUAUUAUCCAAGUCGCCGUCAGUUACCAAUCGCAGCUUGAGUUGAGAGGCAACAAUACCCAGUCAUGAAGCAGUUUAUAGUUUUGGUCGUUUGUUUGUUGGGAGCCAGCACAGCUGAUGUAUCCCACCUGGUCACGCCGGAACCGAAGGUUCCAGCUAGUCCGUAUGUGUUUAGCUACCAGGCUGGCCGAGCUCCCGGACAUGUGGAUCGCCAGCACACAGAGGUAUCCGACGGAUCGGGUGUCAUUCGCGGAGCUUUCUCCUAUGUGGAUCCCAAGAACCAGGUUCGCACCGUCCAGUAUGUGGCUGAUGAGAAUGGCUUCCAUCCUCAACUGAGCCACAAACUGGAGGACAGUGCCGCCGUCCAGGCUGCUAAGAGAAGGCAUUUCGAGGCCUACAAUCGAAUUGCGCAAGAGCAUGCUAGUCACACACCAGGCCAAGCAGCACUAGCUAACGCUCCGCAUGCCAGCGCCGCCGUGGCCCAUGCCACCCAGAAGCACUUGAGCGCCUUCGAGCGGAUCGCAGCCGAGCACGCGGCUAUUGGACGCCAGCAGGAGGCACAGCGUCUGGCACUGGCCGCCCAAUCCGAGCAUGGAGAUAUCGAAGAUGGUCAGUACCACCCGUAAAAGGUGCUGUGGCCCAGCAGCCAACUGUACGACAUGAAAAUAAAAAGGAACUUUCAAGAACCACCUA
Molecule: messenger RNA, 724 nt
Organism: Drosophila suzukii
Lineage: Eukaryota; Metazoa; Arthropoda; Insecta; Diptera; Drosophilidae
Gene: Cpr57A
Product: Cuticular protein 57A
Cellular component (GO): extracellular matrix
Source: RefSeq, a predicted model, not a curated record